Messenger RNA from Striga asiatica, 3170 nucleotides. The record is from the annotation of a GenBank genome assembly. NCBI's taxonomy places the organism in Eukaryota, Viridiplantae, Streptophyta, Magnoliopsida, Lamiales, Orobanchaceae.
CAAUAUUCCAAAUCGACCCUAUUGGUUUGAGCUACCAAACAAUUUGCCACCAGCUCCUGCAACUUUUGCUGGCUGGCCCGCCUCUGUUUAAUGUGUUAAUAUAGUUUUUGCCACAAAUUUUUCUCAAGAUUCUAAACGUGCCUUCUUUCCAUCACCUCUGGCAUCAACUUUGAGUGUGUGUAGACACACACACUGACACACGCACAUAUAUGUAUGUAUUUUAUAUAUAUGUAUAUAUAUCAGAGGGUACAUAGACCUUUCAACAGCCCACCACCACAGCUCAGUGUUCACUCCAUUAACACAUUGCUUUACUCAUUUUAACAUAUUAGCAUCUCCAUAGUUACUUCUUGAAGUGGUGAAGGUUUCAGUAUUUCGUAAUUUUAUUUUUUCUGCACCCCACUCUGAGAGAAAAAACAUGUCCUGAGGAAGCCAGAUUCACAGGAUCUGCAGCUCACUCGUAGAUUUGCUCGUUUGAGUUCGCAGUUUUGUGCUUUUGUAAAGUUCUUCAGUUGGAUAAUAGAACACAAUGAGGAAAUUUGUGAGAUUUUGGGUUUCGAUCUGUGUUCUGUUUGUUUUAAGGAAAUGGGGUGUCGAAAGUUUUGAACUUGAUGAGUUUUUCAGCAAGCUGAAUAGUAGCUCCGAAGAUGGGGUGUCCUAUUUGGAGUCAAUGUCACUUAUGGAGUCGGUUUAUGGAGUAUCAGCUGCAGCUGUCCCUCCUAAUGCUCUAAUGGUGGGUCUUACUCUUAUUCAAGGAGCUGCUCCUAAACGGGCUGUAUGUUUGGAUGGAACAUUACCGGGCUAUCACUUUCAUCGUGGGUUCGGGACAGGUGCUAACAGUUGGCUCAUCCAGUUAGAGGGUGGAGGAUGGUGCAAUACUCUCAGAUCUUGUAUUUACCGUAAAACGACACGUCGUGGCUCGUCAACACACUUUGAGAAAAUAAUUCCAUUCACAGGAAUACUUAGCAACAAGGCUGAAGAGAAUCCAGAUUUUUUCAACUGGAAUAGAGUAAAGGUACGCUACUGUGAUGGUGCUUCCUUUGCUGGGGAUGGUGACAAUGAGCCUGCAGGUUUGCAUUUUAGAGGACACCUCAUAUUUCGAGCUGCAAUGGAUGAACUGAUGUCUAAAGGAAUGCGCUAUGCCGACCAAGCACUUCUUUCCGGUUGCUCGGCUGGUGGCCUAGCUUCUAUUUUGCACUGUGACGAAUUUCGAGGAUUAUUUCCCGCGACUACAAAAGUGAAGUGCUUGAGCGAUGCUGGAUUAUUUCUUGACGCUAUUGAUGUAUCUGGUGGGCACUCGUUGAGGACUUUCUUUCAUGGUGUAGUUACCUUACAGAAUGUUCAGAAGACUCUGCCGAGCUUUUGUACCAACAAACUCGACCCAACCUCUUGUUUCUUCCCUCAGAACUUAAUUGCCAACAUCAAGACCCCUCUUUUCAUCUUGAAUGCUGCCUAUGAUUCUUGGCAGGUCCAAGAAAGCAUAGCUCCUCCAAUGGCUGACCCAAAGGGCGAGUGGCGUGCUUGCAAAUUGAACAAUGCGCACUGUUCUCCAUCACAGAUCCAAUUCCUUCAAGGUUUUAGAAUUCGCAUGUUGAACGCGAUUAAGGGCUUUGCCUUCUCCAGACAAAACGGGUUAUUUUUGAAUUCUUGCUUUGCUCAUUGCCAAUCCGAGAGACAGGACACAUGGUUUGCCGACAAUUCCCCAGUUAUUAACAACAAGCCGAUUGCGAUUGCUGUUGGGGAUUGGUAUUUCGAUCGAGCAAGCAUCAAGGAAAUCGACUGUGCGUAUCCGUGUGACAACACAUGCCACAAUCUGGUGUUCAAAAAAUGGGUUGUCGAAAGUUUCGAACUUUAUGAUACGGCGUCGUUUGCGGGGUCUGUUUAUGGAGAGUCGGCUGCAGAACUUCCUCCAAACACUCUCAUGGUGGGGCACACUCUCGUCAAAGGCGCUGCGGCCGCCGGAGCUGGUGCUUUUCUCUUUCCCCCUCUUGAAAUUUUUAAUUUUAGUGUAGAGGGAGGAGGGUGGUGUAACAAUCUCAGAACGUGUAAGUAUCGUAGUACAACACGUCAUGGAUCAUCUAAAUUUUUUGAGGAUAAAGUACCAUUUAUAGGGAUACUUAGCAACAAGAGAAGUGAAAAUCCAGAUUUUUUUAACUGGAACAGAGUAAAGGUACGCUAUUGCGAUGGCGCGUCUUUUUCCGGUAACAAAAGAGAAAAGGUCGGAGGCUUGUAUUUUCGAGGACAACGCAUAUUCCAAGCUGUAAUGAGUGAACUGAUGUCAAAAGGAAUGGGCAAUGCGGAACAAGUGCUUCUUUCAGGUUGCUCGGCUGGCGGCCUAGCUUCUAUUUUGCAUUGUGACAGAUUUCGAAAUUUAUUUUCCACAGCUACUAAAGUGAAGUGCCUCAGUGAUGCUGGAUUAUUUCUGGACGCUACUGAUGUAUAUGGUGGACACACUCUAAGAAGGUUAUUCAGAGAUGUUGUGAGGUUUCAGGGCGUUCGAACGAAGAUAAGCCCGUGUCCCAAGAAUCUGAAUGGAACUUCAUGCUUUUUCCCUCAAAAUCUAAUUGCACACAUCAAAACCCCUCUGUUCAUUUUGAAUGCGGCCUACGAUACAUGGCAGAUACAAGAAAGCUUGGCUCCUCGAGCUGCUGAUCAUAAUAACCAAUGGCACAACUGUUCGAGCAAUAUUGAACUAUGUUUUAGGACAGAAAUGGUCGGUGCAGUAAAGGACUUUGCACGCUCGAGUAAAAACGGGUUAUUCAUAAAUUCUUGCUUUGCUCAUGGCCAAUCUGAGAUGCAAGAUACUUGGUUUGCCCAAAAUUCUCCCACUAUUAACAACAAGCGAAUUGCAAGUGCUGUUGGAGAUUGGUACUUUGAACGAACGAGAAGCUGCAAAGCUAUCGACUGUGAGGAUUGCAACAGAACAUGUCACAACAUGAUAUUCAAGUAGGAUGUUGUUUUUCAAUUAUAUUAUAAGAUUAAAAUCAUUAAUAUAUUACAUUGUGACUAAAUGAUUCAGCUCAAGUUAAUGGCUGAGUGUUGGAGCAAAAUAGUUUUACCUAAUUGUGGAGAAAAUGAAACUUUGAUGUACUCUGAAGUUAUAAUCUCUUUUUAAAGAAAAUGAAAUCCAGUUUAUUCAUUAAACAAGCCUUUAGUUAUUUAGAGUUUCAAAU